AUGUUAAGCCUUGAUGCAGCACUAGGUUGUCGAGCCAACGUGUUUCAUAUACUGAAACCUUCAUCAGCUGGUGGAGUUAAGAAACAAGGAGCGUCAAGUUCCAUCACAAUCCACAGUCAAGCCGCACCUAUCAUCUGUCGUCACACAUUAGACGUUUUAAUAUCGUUAGCUAAAAGUGUCCCUUCUCAUUUUCUCCCUCGACCACCACUGGCUGGAAAUGAAGACAAGAAAGAAAAAGAAGCUGAAGGCAAAAAAGGCACACCAGUCGCCGCAUCUUCGAUGAAGAAACAGGAGACGGGCACAGAUUUCUGGGACCUCUUAGCUCGAUUGGAUUCACAGAGCGCGUCCCGUAAAGGCAAAGGUCUAGCACGGACCCACAGUGGCGCUACGACUCAUGGCGCGGCGUCUGCUGCUACUGGAGCUGAAGAGGAGAUUCGUCAUCUUCAUCAACAGCAGCAGCAACAACAGCAACGUCGUCAUUCUGAGGGUGUACGCAUGCGCGACUGGGAAAGGCGCGAAUUGCACAGCUCUUUGGCUGUCCAGUUGCAGCAGCAGCGAGAUACAGCACUCGAUUUGUCUCUCUCUGGAAUUGAAGCGUCUCCACAGGAUUUGCAGCUGCUCGAGCAACACCUCAAGCUUGCCGUAGAUGUGCUCACUUCUAAGAGCUGUUCAGAGGAAGGCUUGGAAGAUGCGACUUCUCUGUUGCUAAGCCUUUCAUUUGGCCCACAUCCUACUAGGGAUACAAUUUUGAAGCUUCUUUUGGAUGGAGCGCGUGAACUAGGAAAUAUUGUUUGCUCUCAUAUCCGAGCUCUUUUGAAUGAACUUCACACUCUGAGGCGUCGUCCUGAAGCAUCCACAUCGGCUGCCUCAGCCCAAACAGGAACUACUUCUGAAGAAACGGACCUUGAAGGUGUCGACCGAUCAAAGGGAUUCUUAAUGGAUCGAUUUACAAAGGACAUGGUUGCUUUCGUUUCCGCUCAGACGAAACCCAAAACCGGAGGCUAUGAAUUGCAGUUGCCUUCAUUGGAGCAAAGUGUAAAGUCCUAGUUCAUGAGACUCUACAAGAGGGUUCUCUGUUUUAUGGAUCUGGUCCUGAUGUCAAGAGGAGAGUGCAAUCAGAUAAACCUUCUGUAAUUAUUAUAAUAUUC
This is a messenger RNA of Daphnia pulex (common water flea), 1148 nucleotides long. RefSeq names its product E3 ubiquitin-protein ligase HUWE1-like. Bases 1 to 1047 code for a protein of 348 amino acids. The record is from RefSeq and is a predicted model, not a curated record. The transcript has 5 exons. Lineage: Eukaryota; Metazoa; Arthropoda; Branchiopoda; Diplostraca; Daphniidae.